Molecule: messenger RNA, 3482 nt
Organism: Amphiprion ocellaris (clown anemonefish)
Lineage: Eukaryota; Metazoa; Chordata; Actinopteri; Pomacentridae
Product: COUP transcription factor 2-like
Exons: 3
Coding region: 585-1886 (433 amino acids)
Biological process (GO): anatomical structure development; negative regulation of transcription by RNA polymerase II; cell differentiation
Molecular function (GO): zinc ion binding; RNA polymerase II cis-regulatory region sequence-specific DNA binding; nuclear receptor activity
Source: RefSeq, a predicted model, not a curated record
UCCGUCCCGGAGCCAAGCAUCAUCAAAUUCAUUAUCCAUCACCCCUUCUCUGUGUCUCUCUCUCUUCCUCUCUCUCUCCUCCGCUGUCUUUUUAAUGUAACUUCUGACUGAUCGGGAGAGCAGGGAGCGUCUGGAAAGCCUGGUCCGGUGACUCCAUUUCUGGUGAAGGAUCUGCUUGCGCGGCAUUCUCUUAAAAGCUGGACACACAGAACAAAAAGGAUCCGACUGUCUAUUUUGGGAUAACGCUGCUUCUCCUUGUGGAUUUUGGCUCUGUCUUUAUUUCCCCUCUGGAUCUUAUAGUGCAUUAUAACACUCUGAAUGAAGCUGUCUUUUUGGAUUUCGAUCGUGCCAAAGCCGUUUCUGGGUGACUGCUCUUUAAUUACUUGUGAAGUCGCGUGUUAUAAUUUUAUUAUCUUAUGAGCUCUCUUCGUUUUAUUUUGAGCUGUAACUUGUAUUUACAUUUGUCAAACAAUGCCACAGUUUCCUUGAACGUGCAUUAAGUGAUUCAUGCCGACAAAUCGUGUGCGUUAAUUAUCGUGUAAAAAGAGGAAAGUUGGGCGCGCAAAGUUUUGGACACGGUCGAUAUGGCUAUGGUAGCGUGGAGAAACACCGAGGGCGUCGGGGACACUCAAGGGACCCUCUCCUCCCCGGUGUCCCAGGUUGCGCCUCUGUCUCUGACCGGGGACCUGUCGGGACACAUAAACCCGCCGCCCUCUCUAGAAAUUCCCCAGGCGGCAGCAGCAGCACCUCCGGGAGCACCGCCGUCCAACCCGUCCGGCACCGCCGCCGCGACCACCGCCACCAACAAUAACAACAGCACCUCCUCUUCCUCCUCCUCCUCCUCGUCCAUGGACAAGCAGCAGAGCCAGCAGAUCGAGUGCAUCGUCUGCGGAGAUAAAAGCAGCGGCAAGCACUACGGACAGUUCACAUGUGAAGGAUGUAAGAGCUUCUUUAAACGCAGCGUCAGGAGGAACCUGAGCUACACUUGCAGGGCCAACAGAAACUGUCCCGUAGACCAGCACCACCGCAACCAGUGCCAGUACUGUCGCCUCAAGAAAUGCCUCAAAGUCGGCAUGAGGAGGGAAGCUGUACAGAGAGGCAGGAUACCCACCCAGUCCUAUCACGGACAGUUUGCUCUGACAAACGGGGACCCUCUGCAAUGCCAUUCCUACCUAUCGGGCUACAUCUCCCUGCUGCUGCGGGCCGAGCCCUACCCGACUUCCAGGUUCGGCUCUCAGUGCCUGCAAAGCAACAACAUCAUGGGCAUUGAGAACAUCUGUGAGCUGGCGGCUCGGAUGCUGUUCAGCGCCGUGGAGUGGGCCCGAAACAUCCCGUUCUUCCCGGACCUGCAGGUACCGGACCAGGUGGCCCUCCUCCGCCUCACCUGGAGCGAACUGUUCGUCCUGAACGCCGCCCAGUGCUCCAUGCCCGUCCACGUCGCCCCGCUGCUGGCCGCCGCAGGCCUCCAUGCGUCUCCGAUGUCCGCGGACCGGGUGGUGGCCUUCAUGGACCACAUCCGGGUCUUCCAGGAGCAGGUGGAGAAGCUGAAGGUGCUGCACGUGGAUUCCGCAGAGUACAGCUGCAUCAAGGCCAUCGUGCUGUUCACCACAGAUGCUUGUGGCCUGUCGGACGUGGCCCAUGUGGAGGGUCUCCAGGAGAAAUCGCAGUGUGCGUUAGAGGAGUAUGUGAGGAGCCAGUAUCCCAACCAGCCUAACAGGUUUGGGAAGCUGCUGCUUCGAUUGCCUUCCCUCCGCACCGUCUCCUCCUCUGUCAUAGAGCAGCUUUUCUUCGUGCGUCUGGUGGGGAAAACCCCCAUAGAAACUCUGAUAAGGGACAUGCUGCUGUCUGGUAGCAGCUUCAACUGGCCCUACAUGCCUAUUCAAUAGAGGAAAAAAGCUGCUGUGGUGCUGCUAAGGUCAGGAAAGGUCCCACACCUCAAACCAAGUCAUUUCAGAUCGUGCAGUGUAAAAACUCUGUUGAUCCAAACAAGGGAAAAAAAAACUGCCAGUGGAAUGAGAUUAUUAAAGGCAUUUUAAAUGUAAAAAAAUUAUUUAAGUUACCGUUUUUUUCUUGAUACCAGAGAAAUGAUCCACAUUAUUCAGCAUUGCGUGCCUAUGUUUCUGCAAAGGCCCCUGAAACAAAUGAGCUAUGAUGACAACAUAAAAUGGUCUGACCCCACUGGUAGGAUUUUUUACUUGUUCGACGAGGAACAAUAUUUCCUGAAAUGACUGGUUGUGAUGGACAUUUUUUUUGCAGUGUGGUGACCUCUCACAGUCUAUGGUUUUUGGGAUAACAAACGAUAUUUAUUGGACCUGUGUGUAUAUUUAUCGUGCUUGUAAAUUAUGUUUUGGAUCCCUCUUCUUAAUGUUUUACAUAUUUUUGCCCCGGCUAGUGAGAAAACCGCAGGGAUUGUCUUGUGUUGAUCUGUUUUUGGUUUUUUUUUCUGUUGUUGUUGUUGUUUUCAUACCUUCCAGACAUAGCACUUUGGACUAAAGAAGCAUUUGAGAACGAUUUAACACAAGUGUUUGAAACCCAACAUCACCUGACUUCAGCCUAUUUGCUCAGUUGCGUACAGACCGAAAAUUGAGAUUAUUACUCUGUUUUAGUUACUUUGGAUUCUUAUUCUGUUUUUUACUAUCAACAAAUGAAAAAUGAGAACAGCAAAAAAUAUUUGGAAACAGCACUUCUCAUUGUAAGUGUUAGGUCACACCAAGUAAUGCAUUAUUUGUUAAUCAUUUCAUAAGUAAUAUCACUACUUUUUUACUUCCAUAGUCCCUUAAAUGAAUUAGUGAAUAUAUCUUCGCAGAUAAAAUGAUUUUCCUCUUGCCAUAAUGUUCAAUUUCUACUCUCUUUGCCUUUGAAAACAACACAACAUUUUCAAGCAGUUUUUUUCUUAUGAGAUUUGUGAAUUUUGACAGUGUUUUGUUAUUUCUCAUCUAAACUGCUGGCUAAUUGCGGUGACAGUGAGUGAGGCUGAAUGUUAGGCAGCUGUACAUUAUUCUGAGGAGUUAAACUAAGAAAUCUUAUUCCCCACGACAGGUAACUUCUCACAGACAAAAGUGUUGACAUUACGAGAUUAAUGACAAAUGCAUUACCAAAUACUUCCAAUUCAUUUACUUCUGCAGGACUUGUACACUGACUUCCUCAGACAGACUUUAAAUAGCACUGGCUCCGACAGAUAGCUACAAUUUCUUAAUGGGAUACCAAUUUCCCAGACCAAGAAGCAAAUCUAUUUGAUUAUAACUCAUGCAUUGAUGAGCCCAGGCCACUAAAUGGCACAACAGACCACUGCAGGGUAUUGCUGAAUUGAGAGUGUAAGUGUAUGUGUGCGUGCGUGUGUUUCAGUGAGUGUGUGUAUUUGUGUUUACUUCUUUUUGACAACCACUCUGAUGUACUGUGAAAGCAUAUUGGUUAACAUAUUGGUACCGUAUUAAAUUAUAACUCAAGAUUUAUAAAUAAAGUGUAUUUGGUUUAUUUCGCCA